CCUUAGCAGGCGAUUCACUACCUGGAAGAUGUAACAACGUUUAAUUUAUUUCUUUUAUAAAUAAACAAUGUCGGCAAAAGGGGGGUCAAGAGGAUUUUAUUUUAACACAGUAUUGUCAUUGGCCCGGUCAUUGGCUGCUCAUCGCCAAGCUCCCAUUGACAAGGUUCAGAAGCUACAAUGCAUGUGUCCAGUGGACUUCCGAGGUGUGUCCCAGCUGGACGAGCGGAGGAGAGACGCUGUAAUAGCACUGGGUAUCUUCCUAGUGGAAUCUGAUCUGCAGCACAAAGACACAAUUGUCCCUUACCUUCUGGGUUUACUGAAGGGACUACCGCGAGUGCAGUGGAUCGAGGAGAGCUCAGAACGGAAAGGGAGAGACACCCUCCCUGUUGCUGAGAACUUCUGCUUUUGCCUGGUGACUGUGCUCUCUGAUGUGGCCCAGAGAGAUGAGAGCUUGCGAACUCAGAUUUUGGAAGCUGUUAUGGACCUCAUGCAGGUUCUCCUGGAGAUAUGCGGGAACCCUGAAGGACAAGACAAAGAACUCCUAUGUCGCUAUGCAGUGCCGUGCCUGAUUGGCGUGGCGCGGGCGUUUGGUCGCUAUAGUAACACAGAGGAGCCGCUGCUCUCCAAGCUGUUCCCCCGGGCUGUGCUGCAGUCCGCGGGCGUGGCCGAGGACGUCGAGUCGACACGCCGGCGUUCCUUCAACGACUUUCGCUCCAUCCUUCCCAGCUCGCUCCUCACCGCCUGCCAGAGCGACACGCUCCGGCAAAAAGCCAGCAGUGUGUCCAGCAUCUCCCAGGCCAGUCCAGAGCGCACGGGGCUACCAGGGUCCCCCGCUAACCCCUCUGCUCAUUACUUCGAAGCUGGAUCGUACCUGCCGGACGGCAGCACCGUGGACCCUGUCUACUACUUCUCCACCGUCAGUUCCAGUUUCUCCAUCUCUCCUCUCUUCACUGGCAGCAGUGCCAAGGGCUUCGACGUGCCCCUGGAUGUGCUGAGGCGUCUCCUACACAUGGUUGAGCAGUUUGUGGCCGAGUCGUUUUUAAAGACUGUGGAUCAGACCUUGGUUGAGUUUCUGGAGACUAAUCCAGGUGUGACCCUGUUCUACAAAACCUUCAGUGAUCCUCUUUAUGUGGCCAUAUUUAAAAUGUUGAGGGACACUCUGUACAAUACAAAAGACCUGCACACGGCCUUCGUGAAGGAUGUGCACGACUUCGUGCUGGAGGAGUUCAGCAACAGCCAGUCGGAGCUGCAGCGUGUGCUGCAUGAUGCUGAGGGCCUGUCCAGUCAGCUCAGCCCUCUUAAACUCCGCUGCCAGGCCAACGCCGCCUGCGUGGAUCUCAUGGUGUGGGCCGUCACAGAGGAACAAGGUGCUGAGAAUCUUUGCACCAGGUUGUCAGAGAAGCUGCAGUCCAAGACGUCCAGUAAAGUCAUCAUUGCCCACAUGCCUCUGCUGAUCUGCUGCCUGCAGGGUCUGGGCCGUCUGUGCGAGCGCUUCCCUGUGGUGGCCCACUCUGUCACCAUGUCCCUCAGAGACUUCCUGGUGGUUCCUUCUCCCGUGCUGGUUAAACUCUACAAAUACCACAGUCAAUACGCCACUGGGACCGGAGAGAUCAAGAUCCACGUGACCAACGAGCACUCCCAGUCCACCUUCAGCGCACACUCCAGUAAGAAAAGCCAGCCCUCCAUGUAUGAGCAGCUCCGAGACAUCUCCAUAGACAACAUCUGCAGGUGCUUGAAAGCGGGUCUGACCAUGGACUCGGUCAUCGUGGAGGCGUUUCUUGCCAGCCUCUCCAAUCGUCUCUACAUCUCCCAGGAAAACGACAAGGACGCCCACCUGAUUCCGGACCACACCAUCCGGGCCCUAGGGCACAUCGCCGUGGCCCUCAGAGAUACGCCACGCGUGAUGGAGCCCAUUCUACAGAUCCUCCAGCAGAAGUUCUGCCAGCCACCCUCUCAGCUGGACGUGCUCAUCAUAGACCAGCUGGGCUGCAUGGUCAUCACAGGGAACCAAUACAUAUAUCAGGAGGUCUGGAACUUGUUUCAGCAAAUAAGCGUGAAGGCCAGUUCAAUGGUGUACUCCACCAAAGACUACAAAGACCAUGGAUACCGACACUGCUCGCUGGCGGUGAUCAACGCGCUCGCCAACAUCGCCGCCAACCUGCAGGCGGAGCACAUGGUGGAUGAACUGCUGGUGAACCUGCUGGAGCUGUUUGUCCAGCUGGGCCUCGAGGGGAAGAGAGCCAGCGAGAGGGCCAGCGAGAAGGGCCCGGCGCUUAAGGCUUCCAGUAGCGCGGGUAACUUGGGAGUGCUCAUACCUGUCAUAGCUGUGCUGACCAGACGUUUACCACCAAUAAAGGAGGCGAAGCCCCGCCUACAGAAGCUCUUCCGCGACUUCUGGCUCUACUCGGUUGUCAUGGGUUUUGCCGUGGAAGGCUCGGGACUGUGGCCGGAGGAGUGGUAUGAGGGGGUGUGUGAAAUCGCCACCAAGUCGCCGUUGCUGACGUUCCCCAGCGGGGAGCCCCUGCGCUCCGAGCUGCAGUAUAACUCCGCCCUCAAGAAUGACACCGUCACCCCAGCCGAGCUCAAUGAUCUGAGAAGUACCAUCAUUAAUUUGCUGGAUCCGCCUCCUGAAGUCGCUGCUCUCAUUAACAAACUGGACUUUGCCAUGUCAACCUACCUGCUGUCCGUCUACCGGCUGGAGUACAUGAGAAUGCUGCGCUCUCUGGAUUCUGACCGCUUCCAGGUGAUGUUUCGUUAUUUUGAAGACCGAGCCAUCCAGAAAGACAAGUCAGGGAUGAUGCAGUGUGUGAUCGCCGUCAGCGACAAGGUUUUUGACGUCUUCCUUCAGAUGAUGGCUGACAAGCCCAAGACCAAGGCGCACGAGGAGGAACUGGAACGGCACGCCCAGUUCCUGCUGGUCAACUUCAACCACGUCCACAAGAGGAUCCGGCGAGUGGCGGACAAGUACCUCUCUGGCCUGGCCGAAACCUUCCCUCAUCUGCUGUGGAGCGGUCGUGUACUGAAGACCAUGCUGGAUAUUUUGCAGACCCUGUCUCUCUCGCUCAGUGCCGACAUCCACAAAGAUCAGCCGUACUACGACAUCCCAGACACCCCACACCGCGUCACUGUUCCUGACACGUACGAAGCCAGAGAGAGCAUCGUGAAGGACUUUGCCGCGCGCUGUGGCGAGAUCCUGAAGGAGGCCAUGAAGUGGGCGCCGUCCGUCACCAAGUCCCACCUACAGGAGUACCUUAACAAGCACCAGAACUGGGUGUCCGGCCUGUCCCAGCACACGGGCCUUGCCAUGGCAACCGAGAGCAUCCUGCACUUCGCGGGCUACAACCGGCAGAGCACCGCCCUGGGCACCACUCUGCUGACGGAGAGGCCGGCCUGUGUCAAGAAAGAUUAUUCCAACUUCAUGGCCUCGUUGAACCUGAGGAACCGCUAUGCGGGGGAGGUGGCAGGGAUGAUCCAGUUCUCAGAGGCCACGCAGAGCACGUCAGAUCUGAACAAGCUGAUGGUCCAGCAGCUGAGUGCGGCUCUGGACGGGGGCCAGCCGGAGGCCUUCACAGAGGCCAUGUUCAAACUGGCAGCACUCCUCAUCAGCUCGAAAGACUGUGAUCCACAGCUCCUGCACCACUUGUGCUGGUCUCCACUGAAGAUGUUUACAGAGAACGGCAUGGAAACAGCUAUUGCCUGCUGGGAAUGGCUGCUAGCAGCUAGAACUGGCGUGGAGGUCCCGUUCAUGCGUGAGAUGGCAAGCGCGUGGCAGAUGACAGUAGAGCUGAAGAUGGGCCUGUUCUCAGACGCCCAGCUGGAGGCCGACCCCCUGGCAGCAUCUGAGGAGAGCCAGCCUCUGCCCUGCCCGCCGGACGUCACGCCCCACUACAUCUGGAUCGAGUUCCUUGUCCAGCGCUUCGAGAUCGCCAAGUACUCCAGUGUGGACCAGGUGGAGAUUUUCGGCAGUCUCCUGCAGAGGUCACUGUCGCUCACUGUGGGCGGGUCAAAGAGCAGCCUGAACCGGCACGUCGCUGCCAUCGGACCGCGCUUCAGGUUGCUGACCCUUGGCCUUUCCCUGCUCCAUUCUGAUGUGGUCACCAAUGCCACCAUCCGGAAUGUUCUCAGAGAGAAGAUCUACUCCACUGCCUUCGACUACUUCAGUGUGGCGUCCAAGUUCCCCACUCAGGGGGACAAGUGUCUUCGUGAGGACAUCAGUGUCAUGAUCAAGUUCUACGCCAGUAUCCUCUCGGACAAGAAGUACCUAGCCGCUAGCCAACUCGUGCCAGCUGGUGAGCCUAGCGCCAAUCCUCCUCAAAGCUCCUUGUCUGCUGGGAUUUUCGGAUCGCUAAUCGUUUCCAGCACUUCUCCGAUAUCGAUCUUGAACAACCAGGACCCGUCACUGAACAGCCUGUCCGUGAUGACGGCUGCGGACCCCAGGAACACCACGGACGUGUCCAUGGCUACCCGGCAGCAGAGCACCCAGGGCUGGAUCAACACGUACCCGCUGUCCAGCGGAAUGUCCACCACUUCCAAGAAAUCGGGAAUGUCAAAGAAGAGCAACAGAGGCACUCAACUGCACAAGUACUACAUGAAGCGCAGAACACUACUGUUGGCCUUACUGGCGAGCGAGAUCGAGAGACUCGCUACCUGGUACAACCCACUGUCCGCCCAGGAGCUGGGCAUCUUUACCGAGCAAUCGGUGGAGACCAGCAUCUCCAACUGGAGGUCCAAGUACAUCAAUCUAAGUGAGAAGCAAUGGAAGGACAACGUCAACCUGGCCUGGAGCAUCUCUCCUUACCUCGCGCUGCAGUUGCCAGCCAGGUUUAAAAACACGGACGCUAUCGUAGCUGAAGUGACCCGGCUGGUCCGACUGGACCCCGGAUCGGUCAGUGACGUCCCAGACGCCGUCAAGUUCUUGGUCACGUGGCACACCAUCGACGCCGACUCGCCCGAGCUGAGCCACAUCCUGUGCUGGGCCCCCGCCGACCCGCCCACCGGCCUGUCCUACUUCUCCAGCAUGUACCCGCCACACCCGCUCACGGCCCAGUACGCGGUGAAAGUGCUGCGCUCCUUCCCGCCGGAUGCAAUUCUCUUCUACAUUCCUCAAAUCGUGCAAGCGCUCCGGUACGACAAGAUGGGUUAUGUGCGUGAGUACAUACUGUGGGCUGCACAGAAGUCACAACUCCUGGCCCACCAGUUCAUCUGGAAUAUGAAGACCAACAUCUACGUGGAUGAGGAGGGUCACCAGAAAGAUCCGGACAUUGGAGAUCUGCUGGAGCAGAUGAUGGAGGAGAUCAUAGGGUCCCUGUCAGGCCCAGCCAAAGAUUUCUACCAGCGCGAGUUUGACUUCUUCAACAAGAUCACCAACGUCUCCGCCAUCAUUAAACCUGUCCCCAAAGGCGAGGAGAGGAAGCGAGCUUGUCUCAAAGCCUUGUCCGAGAUUAAAGUCCAGCCAGGCUGCUACUUACCAAGCAACCCUGAAGCCAUUGUUUUGGAUAUCGACUACAAGUCUGGCACUCCUAUGCAGAGUGCCGCCAAAGCUCCUUAUCUCGCAAAGUUCAAAGUCAAGAGAUGUGGAGUGAGUGAACUGGAGAAAGAAGGUAUGCGCCGCAGCUCCGACUCCUCGGAAAACGGCGACAGCAGCUCGGAGAGCGCUCGGGAAGUCUGCUGGCAGGCAGCCAUCUUUAAAGUGGGAGACGACUGCAGACAGGACAUGCUGGCGUUGCAGAUCAUCGGAUUGUUUAAGAACAUUUUCCAGCUGGUGGGGCUGGACCUGUUCGUGUUCCCCUACAGAGUGGUAGCCACAGCCCCCGGGUGCGGUGUGAUUGAGUGCAUCCCUGACUGCAAGUCCCGUGACCAGCUAGGCAGGCAGACCGACUUUGGCAUGUACGACUACUUUAGGAACCGGUACGGGGACGAGUCCACUCUGGCCUUCCAGAAGGCGCGGUAUAACUUCAUCCGCAGCAUGGCCGCCUACAGUCUACUGCUGUUCCUGCUGCAGAUCAAAGAUCGUCACAACGGCAACAUCAUGCUGGACAGCAAAGGACACCUCAUCCAUAUUGAUUUUGGCUUCAUGUUCGAGAGCUCUCCUGGCGGGAACCUAGGCUGGGAGCCAGACAUCAAACUGACCGACGAGAUGGUGAUGAUUAUGGGCGGGAAAAUGGAGGCCACACCCUUUAAAUGGUUCAUGGAGAUGUGCGUGCGCGGCUACCUCGCAGUAAGGCCGUAUAUGGAUGCUGUAGUAUCCUUGGUGACCUUGAUGCUGGACACUGGCCUUCCGUGCUUUAGGGGACAGACCAUAAAACUGCUCAAGCAAAGGUUCAACCCCAACAUGAGUGAAAAGGAGGCAGCAGCGUUCAUCAUCAAAGUCAUCGAGCGCUGUUUCCUCAGUAGCAGGAGCAAAACGUAUGACAUGCUGCAGUAUUACCAAAACCAGAUCCCCUACUGAGACACGCGCCCCUCUCCCGCUCCGGGUCGUCUCCAGCUUCCGCGCCGGAUAGCCACGGCCUUCUGUCUGACGUCAACAGCCAUAUUAGUUCGAUUAGCAUCCGCAAGGACAAGCACUUUAUAGAUUUUAAUAAUUCACAGGCCCCGUCACGGCAGAGGUAAUUGCGAAGUCCAGAUCAGUAGUUUCCUCCUGCCAGCACGGGGCCCCUGUAGUCGCCCGAGUGUCUGUUCUCUCUCUGUAAACUGUUCCUCAGAAUAAUGUAUGCAGUCACAUGUGGUCGUGUUUGUUUGUUUGUUUUUUCCUUCUAGUUUGUUGGUAACAUUCCAUUUUUUUUGCACCUAACAAUGUAUUCUAAUCUACUUUGAAAUUCAGGGCUGGGUUUCUGCUCGUCUAACCCAGGAAGCCAUCACUUGACCUGGCACUACUAGUACUGUAUGUGUGUGCCCCUGCUGAUUGGCUGUUAUGCAAUAUGUCGACCUGUGCAGGUUGGUCGUGUUUGUGCUGCAAACGGUGCACUGUACAUGUAACCUUAAAGGGAAACUAAACCAAUGGUGUUGUUUUUCCAUUCUUUUCUUUUUUAAGUGUUUUAAUUGUGCUUCGGUUCAGAUGGUGGUGGUAUCUGAAUGACAUGUGUAAUUGCAAUAUUUCUGCAUGUAUUUGUAUGAUCUUGUGGUGGUGUAAUCACAGAGAAACCUUUGGGUGGCUAAAAGGAUCUGAACCAUUAGCCUGUAUGCCGGGUGACUGCCCGGUGGAAGUCUGCAAAGACAACCAGCUUCACUUUAUUUAAAGGUUAUUUCAGAGAGUUUACCCACACGUCUGCGUUAGAAUUCAUUCAAUCCAUUAGUCUGUUAAAUAAUUUUCUUUUAAAAGGUAUUAUUCAAUAAUCAGUAAACAAUUUUAGUAUAGCAAAAAUAGUCUAGUGAACCGUGUGUGUGUAUAUAAUAUGUCUUAUAUGUGAGAGAAACGCUGAAUGAUAAUCUAUGAUCCUGCACUUAAGGAUUUUUAAAGUCUUAAUAUAACAGUAGGUCUGUUUAUGGUUUAUCGUUGCCUUCUGCAGCUGUUGCGCUGUGUUUCAUUUGUUUGUGGGGUGUGAGACACUGCUGCGCAGUAACCUUCAUGUUAACUGUCGCCGUGGUUUUUUUUUUUGGGUUGCGUUACAUACCAAAUGGAAAGGGGAUUUGAGACACAGCUUCUCUUUUUUCGUGAGCUCACUAGCUGUUGCGCUAUGGACCCGGGGCCAAAGUUCUGUGUGACCUUACCAAGGGUUGAGGGCGUGAAGAACAGGGGUCUGGUCACCACUCAGCAUGUGCAGUGCCCCUAUGCUAGAAAUUGUACUCCGUUCCAGAUUGAAAUCCCAGCAAUGUGUUCAUGUUUGUCCAACGAAAUACAAAGAGUUGAAAGAAA
Molecule: messenger RNA, 7852 nt
Organism: Electrophorus electricus (electric eel)
Lineage: Eukaryota; Metazoa; Chordata; Actinopteri; Gymnotiformes; Gymnotidae
Gene: pi4kaa
Product: phosphatidylinositol 4-kinase, catalytic, alpha a
Biological process (GO): phosphatidylinositol-mediated signaling; phosphatidylinositol phosphate biosynthetic process
Cellular component (GO): plasma membrane; cytoplasm
Molecular function (GO): 1-phosphatidylinositol 4-kinase activity
Source: RefSeq, a predicted model, not a curated record